This is a messenger RNA of Ostreobium quekettii, 702 nucleotides long. NCBI's taxonomy places the organism in Eukaryota, Viridiplantae, Chlorophyta, Ulvophyceae, Bryopsidales, Ostreobiaceae. The record is from the annotation of a GenBank genome assembly.
AUGAAAGGCGUUGGGGGUCUCGCGCCGCCGCCCGUGGAGGAGGAGGAGGAGGAGGCCGCCGCCAGCGCGUCGCACCACCACGUCAUAUUCAUCAUCGAGCGGGCCUGCCUGGAGACCGCCAAGGUGGGCGCCAGCCACCGCCUGCUCAACUGCGACGACCACCAGAACUACAUCUCUAGGAAGGGCCGCGACCCGGCGCACUACCGGCCGGACAUCUGCCACCAGUCGCUGCUGGCCGUCCUGGACAGCCCCCUUAACAAGGCGGGGAAGGUGAAGGCGGUGUUCGUGCGCACGGAGAAGAACGUGCUGAUUCGGGUUAGCCCCACCACCAGGGUGCCGCGGACGUUCAAGAGGUUUUCGGGCCUGAUCUGCCAGCUGCUGUACAAGCUGAGCAUCAGGGCCACCAACGGGCCGGACAAGCUGAUGCGCCUGGUGAAGGGCCCGGUGACGAGGCACCUGCCGGCGAACUGCCAGGUGAUCGGGCUGUCCAGGACGGCGCCGGCGGCGCAGAGGGCGUCCCAGUUGGUGGGGGCCCUUGAGGACGAGAGGCCGGUGGCCUUUGUGGUUGGGGGCUUCUCUCACGGGCAGAUCGAGAUUCAGUACGCCGAUAGGGAGGUGUCCAUCUCGGAGUACCCGCUCAGCGCGGCCUGCUGCAUCGCGAAGCUCACGAGCGCCCUGGAGGAGAAAUGGGGCAUUGCCUGA